Molecule: messenger RNA, 3858 nt
Organism: Aphidius gifuensis
Lineage: Eukaryota; Metazoa; Arthropoda; Insecta; Hymenoptera; Braconidae
Gene: Taf4
Product: transcription initiation factor TFIID subunit 4
Exons: 9
Coding region: 28-2949 (973 amino acids)
Biological process (GO): transcription initiation at RNA polymerase II promoter; DNA-templated transcription
Cellular component (GO): transcription factor TFIID complex
Molecular function (GO): DNA binding; RNA polymerase II general transcription initiation factor activity; protein heterodimerization activity
Source: RefSeq, a predicted model, not a curated record
AGUUUACAGUUGGAGCCUUGGUAGAAAAUGGCGUCAGCUAAGUUUCUCGAGGAAGCUCUGAGUACAGACGUUGAUGAAUCUGCUGUUAAUGAAAUUGUUGGUUCAUUGGAGACACAAUUAGUAACAUCAACAACAAAUCAAAUGACAAAUAAUCAACAAAAUAAAAAUAAUAGUGAUACAAUUGUUGGUUCAUCAAAGACACAAUUAGUAACAUCAACAACAAAUCAAAUAACAACAAAUAAUCAACAAAUUAAAAAUAAUGAUACAGUUAAAUUAGUAUAUCCAACAACUGGACAAGUUUUAUCAACAAGUGGUAUUGUUAAUGUUAAUAAUAAACAAUUACAAUUCACAACAAAUAAAAAUACUGGACAAUUAGGUAAUGGUAUAGUAUCAUUAAGUGGUUCUGGUGGUGGUGGUGGUGGUGGUGGUAGUGUUGUUACAACUCAAACAUCAAAUGUAUCAACAAAUUCUGCUACUGCUGUUGGUGCUAGUACAGUAACAUCAAAUAUUAAUAAAACAAGUGGUACACAAUCAAUUGUAUUACAACCAUUAAAUGUAUCAACAAAUUCUGUUGUUGUUAGUGGUGGACAAACAAUAACAACAAAUAUUAAUAAAACACAACAACAACAACAACCAAGUGCAACACAAACAAUUGUAUUAAAUAAAAGUAAUAUACAAGCUGGUAUGGUUUCAGUACCAAUGUCAGUGCCAGUAUCUGUUGCUGGCAAUACUGCCAAUGCAACGUUACAAGGUAGACCAAUUGGUGUUGCCACCAGUAGUGGUGGUGGAGGUGGAGGAGGUGGUGGUGGUGGACAAACAAUUGUACCAGGUAAUUUACAAAUAGUUAAUGUCAAUCAAGUGAGACCAUCAACACCAGUUGGUAAUCAUCAAACUGGUAGACAAGUACCAUCAAGAGUUAUUCUCAGUCCACAAAUAUUAACAAGACCUGGUGGUCCAGGGAUAACACUGCAUGGUUUACAAUCUGGUGCACAAGGACAUCUUAUUGUUAAAACUGAAAAUGGACAAUUUCAAUUAUUACGAGUUGGACCACCACAAACACCUGGAACACCUGGUAAUAAUGCUGUAACACCAAAUUCAAUAAGUGGUAAUGCUGUUGUUGGACAAAAUCCUGGUACAACAACAACUUUUCGUCUUGCUUCGGUACCAGCAGCAGCAGUAAGUAGGAUGAAUACACAGUUCACUGGUCCACCACUCACCACCAUAAGAAAACCCAUUCAGGCAGUGGCACCAAUUGUUGCAACAACAACUGUUACACCAGCAACUGCAACAGCACCAGCUCCAAUGACUGUAACACCACCGACACCUACUACUCAAGCAACAGCACCACAACCACCACCGCCAUCACAAACACCAGCACAAAAUCAAUCACCUGCUCAGCGUCAAACAACAACUGAAAAUACCAAAGAAAAGUGUCGAAAAUUUUUAGCAAAUUUAUUAGAGUUGUCUAGUCGUGAGCCUAGAUCUGUUGAACGUAACGUUAGAACAUUAAUACAAGAAUUAAUUGAUACUCAAGUUGAGCCAGAAGAAUUUUGUGAUAGACUUGAAAAAUUAUUAAAUGCAUCACCACAACCAUGUCUUAUUGGUUUUCUUAAAAAAAGUUUACCAUUAUUACGACAAUCACUUGUAACAGGAGAAUUAGUUAUUGACGGAAUUAAACCACCACCACCAAAUGUUGUAUUUUCAAUAGCAACAACACCAUCAACAGUUCAACAGAAUCAAGUUAGAACGACAAUGGCUGUACCACAAGCAAGUCCAUAUGUUGUAGCAAGUGCACAAGUACCAACUCGUGUUAUGCCACCACCACCAACAGUACCAUCAACAGUAACAGCUGUACCAACAAUUCAAACAACUCCAAGACCACAACAAGUACAUCAAAGACUCAUAAGACCAACAAAUGUUAGAUCAGCACCUUUUGCUGUUAGAGCAACAAAUUCAACGACAAUUACACGUCCACCAGCACAACCAAUUGCACAAAAAAUAACAACAAUAACAGCAACACCAACAACAACAUCAACACCUGUUAUUAAAACAAUAACAACAACAACAGCUAUUCAAGGAAAAAUUGUUAAUACACCAACAACAAUACAUAAAACCAUUGUGCCUUCUACAAUAUUACCAAAACCAACAGCUAAAGAAAAAGAAAAAAAAACUUUUUCAUCUGCUGGUUAUACGUUAGUUGGUGAUGAUGACAUUAAUGAUGUUGCUGCAAUGGGUGGUGUUAAUCUUGCAGAAGAAUCACAAAGAAUUUUAGGAUCAACUGAAUUUGUUGGUACACAAAUACGUUCUUGCAAAGAUGAAAUAUUUCUUCAUGUAUCACCUCUUCAACAAAAAAUUAAACAAAUUGUUAGCAGUCAUGGUCUUGAAGAGCCAAAUCAAGAAGUAGCUGCAUUAAUAUCACAUGCCACUCAAGAAAGAUUAAAAAAUUUAGUUGAAAAAUUAGCAGUUAUUGCUGGACAUAGAAUGGAAAUAAUAAGAAAUGAUAGUAUGUAUGAGAUAACACAAGAUGUCAAAGGGCAAUUAAGAUUUUUAGAAGAUAUUGAUAAAGUGGAACGUAAAAGACAUGAAGAACAAGAACGUGAAAUUCUUAUGAAAGCAGCUAAGAGUAGAUCUAAAAAUGAAGAUCCAGAACAACUUAAAUUAAAACAAAUGGCCAAAGAAAGACAAAGAGUAGAACAAGAAGAAGCGAGACAAAAAGAUGCAAAUUCUACAGCAUUACAAGCAAUUGGAACAAGAAAAAAACAAAAAUUAGAUGAUGGUAAUGGUUCAAGUACAGGUACAGGUACUAAUUUUCAAUCAAAUGCAAAUGUCAAUCGUAAAAUUACAAGACCGCGUGUUAAACGUGUUAAUUUUCGUGAUUUAUUAUUUUUAUUGGAACAAGAAAAAGAUACCAGUCGAAGUACAAUGUUGUACAAAGCAUUUUUAAAGUGAUCCUCUUUAUUGGGCAAUUACUAUUGUCAUUUGCCCAAUUAUUUCGAAUCAAUCAGUGGUAAAAUAAAAAUUAAUAACACUGAAUUAUUAUUUUUUUUUUAUAUUGUAAAAUAUUGAUAAAACUUAUAUUAUUUUAUAACUAUUGUUUAUUUUUUUUUUCUAUCAUCAUGAAAAUAAUAAGAAAUAAAUAAAAACAAUUAGCUAGUAUCAGAUUAAUAAAUAAGUUGAGUGGAAAAAUAAAUAAAAAAUAAUGAAACAAAAUAAAUUAAGCACUUCCUAUAUGAUAUAUUAUGUAAAUGACUGAAAAACAAAAAAACAAAAAAAAUAUAAAAUAGAUAACUGUUUAUUUUCGUGAGAGGAGAAGAAAAAAAAUGAUAAAAAAAAGAGAAAUGUCUUCACAGUGUAGCAGUUGAUCAUGGGGUUGGUAAAUUUAGUUAUUGAUAAAAAAAAAUAUAUAUAUAUAAAUAGCAAAUUAAAUUCGGAAUUAGAUAGCUUUUUUUUUUUCGAAAUUUGUGUAUGUCAACUAAUUGAUUAUUUAAUAAUAAUAAUUGUGACAAUUUGUAUUUGUAUGAGUAAUUUUUUUUCCAUUUGUUAAUUUAAAUGUUAAUAAUGUUCAUAUUUUUUUAUUGUAAAAUACAAAAAAAAAAAAGAAAAUAAUCAAGCAUUUAUGUAUUGUUCAAAUUAAACGAAAUAAUAAUAAUAAUGACUAUUAUUUAUUGUUAUUAUUAUUUUUAUAUUUAAUUUGUCUGGAUAAUAGUCGAAUCAGUCAGGUUACCAUAUGUGACUCGGAGAAAUUUUACCGCGCAUUUCUUCAACUGAGUCUUUCGAAACAAUUUUUUCUCGUCAGCGAUUUCGGAGAAAUUUUCCCGAUACUUCUCCGCAUGUGCUAGUUUGGGAGAAACUCGAAGU